Messenger RNA from Papilio xuthus (Asian swallowtail), 996 nucleotides. RefSeq lists its product as uncharacterized. The transcript has a single exon. The record is from RefSeq and is a predicted model, not a curated record. Bases 1 to 996 code for a protein of 331 amino acids. NCBI's taxonomy places the organism in Eukaryota, Metazoa, Arthropoda, Insecta, Lepidoptera, Papilionidae.
AUGUCUACUCCGGAGCAACUCAAAUGUAAUACCUGUACCUCAAAAUAUCACUUUGAAUGUGUUAGUACGACAGCUAAAAAAUUCAAAAGUGCUUCGUCAGAAUACAAAAACUCCUGGGUCUGCCCAGCAUGUCGUUCUAAGCCGUCGAAAGCUGAUGGUCCUAUCUCCAUGGCACGGACUGUCGGCUUCGAUGCCGACCAAGAUGGUACCUCAUCAAAUGUUACCUUGCGACGUAAUAAAAACGAUAUGCCCGCUAAAUCUGCUGACAGCCUAACGUUGGAGAAUGUAAAGGCUGUGAUGCAAGAAACGAUGGAUGGCCUUUUAGGCAAUAUGGAGAUGAGAAUGACCAAAGCAAUUGAAGAAAAAUAUAAAGAAAUAUUUAAGGAAUUCAAUGAUAUGAAGGAAUCAAUUACCCACUUAAAAACUGAAUGUGAGAACCUAAAAAAGGAAAACGAAAGUUUAAAAACUACAGUAACAGAUUUAGGUAAUCGUCUAACUACUUUCGAGCAGUACUCCCGAAGAAGCAACUUAGAAAUUCAAUGCAUACCGGAGCAUAAAGCAGAAAACUUGAUAAACGUCGUAAACCAAAUCGCCAAAGUGGUUGGUAAUAAUCUCACCGAGACUGACAUAAACAAGUGUACAAGGAUUGCUAAAAUGAAUCCAGAAAGCAAACGCCCGCGUUCUGUAGUUGUUACUUUUGCGAGUCCUAGGAGUCGAGACGCUUUUCUCGCAAGUGUAAUCCAGUUUAACAAGAAGAACCGCAAUGACAAAUUGAACACCAGCCAUAUUGGCUAUGGAGGUGUAAAAAGUUCAAUUUAUGUGGUGGAACACCUCGCUCCUGAAGUAAAAAAAUUACACGCCCAGACCAGAGAAGCUGCAAAAAAACUGAAUUAUAAAUUCGUGUGGGUUAAAAAUAGUCGCAUAUUCAUGAGAAAAUCGGAGACGUCAGAGCAUAUAACUAUCCGUGAAGCUAACCAGUUAAAGUCGCUGAACUAG